CCGUCGACGACGGCCCUGAAACACCACGCUCUCUUCGGCGUGGACGUUCUCUACCGAUCAGCGAGUUCCCACUGACCCACGCCACGCCGACGAGAACGGAAGCACAAAGAGACCAAGAUAGAGACAGAGACAGAAAAGAGACUGAGUCGACCCCCCCCCGCGAGCGGCACACAUGCACGACCGGAGCAACCCUUUGUUCGAGACCACCGACACUGGUUGCCACGUAGCCGGGACGGGACUACCGAGGCUAGAGGCGGCGGCAAGGUCGGGGGCGAGAUCUCGACGAGGCUCUCUUCUCGACGGUUGGGGGUGGGACAUGAUUAGGCAGCGGCCGCGACAGCGACCCCGGGUGGGAGACUCGAGGGGGCCUCGGUGA
Molecule: messenger RNA, 376 nt
Organism: Ectocarpus sp. CCAP 1310/34
Lineage: Eukaryota; Phaeophyceae; Ectocarpales; Ectocarpaceae
Source: the annotation of a GenBank genome assembly